CCCGGCCCCGGGGCUCGCACCUUCCGCCGGCGCGUGCUCCUCCCCGCGCGGCCGCUCCCCCUCUCUCGCCCUGUGCCCGAUUGUCCCUUCCCUGCGCGCCAGGUGCCUAGUAGGGACUCUCAGGACGUGGCCUGCAGAGACUGCAGCACCCUGGGUUAUCCCCAGCCCCGCCCCUCUGCGCCCUGCAUGGCUUGCAGUGACUGUACCACCGUGGGUUGUCCCCAGCCCCUGCGCUCUGCGCUCCGCAUGGCCUAAAAUCUCAAAUCAGCCAUUGAUUCAAAUGUUCAGCAAUACUGCAGAUGGGAAAUUCACAGAAUUGUAUAUGGAUGGUAACUGCGAAGCUCUGUCCAUAAUCCACCUCUGGAGUUAAAUUAGAAUGUGCUGUCCAGAAGUCAUUGCCCUUUUUCUGCUUUAGGGAUUCCUUCUGUGAUCAGGUCCUACUGUAUUUAUAAUCCAGGAACAAGUGUAAACAAUGGAUGAUGACUUCACUAUUUCCCUCACACCUCCAUACCUCACUGAAAGCUUAGAGAUGGCUAUGGAAGUGGAAAAGGAGAACUCCAGACCCCCUUGUUUUUCCUGUGCUUUAGACAAUCGAGAUGGAGGGAGAAAUUUUUCUGUAGAGUCUCAUCUAGCAAGCGGGUCUCUUAAGAGGCUUUUGCUGAGACUGGAUCCUUCUCCAACUGACUAUGAAGAAGAUACAGUGGAAAUAUUUGGCUUUCAUUGGGUUACUGAAAUUGCGUUAGUUGAAUCCUGUAGACUUCUCUUUGGUUUACUUAGGCAACACGUACACAAAUUGGAAAACCUAGUACAGAUGAGUUCAUCAGACUUUGGUCAGGCUGCAAACCUACACUCUGAAGCAGGCAAGAUCAGACAUCAGUGUAUUGCAUUUCUGAAUUAUGUGAAGGUGUUCAUCUUCAGAUACCUGGAAUCACACAAAACAGAGAAUGAUGGGCUACUUCAUCCAUAUGAAGAACUGGAAGUACAGCUCCCUUCAGUGCUGGUUGAGGAGCUUCAUGCCUUGACCUUACAUAUUGGACAUCUGUAUGAACUCCCAAGUAGUGUCCUGGGAGCAUUUACCAUUCAACAUCAGGCAAAGCUGUUUCCUCCAUCGUGGCAUUUACUUCAUCUCCACUUGGAUAUCCAUUGGCUAGUGCUGGAAAUUCUUCAUGUCCUAGGCGAGAAGAUGCUGCGACAAAUUGUGUAUGCUCACCAAUUCAUGAACCUAACGGGAGAAAAUUUAACCAAUAUCAGUUUAUUUGAAGCCCACUGUGGAAACCUCUUCUGCGAUCUGAUAAGCUUGUCAAUCAACAAAUAUACGAAGGUUAGACCAUCAGAGGCUCUAAUUAGUCACCACUAUCCUUGUAGUUGCAUUAAGGAAUUAUGGGUUCUGCUUAUUCAUCUGCUGGACCACAGAAAUAAAGGGUCUCAUACAGAGUCUUUUUGGAGCUGGGUGAAUAAAUUUCUGAAGAAAGUCUUUGAAAGAGCCAGUACUGCAGAAGGGAUGUCUGUUUUUGAGCCAGUGCAGUGCAAAGAUCCAUUAAGUUUUAGCUGGUGGAUUAUUACUCAUCUGGCAUCACUUUACCAGUUUGACCGUAACGGAAAUGUAGAGGAAAAGAAACAAGUAGAAUCCAAUUGGAAUUUUGUGGAAGAACUGCUGAAAAGGUCCAUUGAUGCUCAAGCUGCUGUUUUAGAGCAACAGAUACGAAUGCAUCUUCAGUGCUGUUUGACUCUGUGUAGCUUCUGGGACUUUAAUCUACCUACUGUCACUAUACUCUGGGAGUAUUACAGCAAGAAUCUGAAUAGUUCCUUCACCAUUCCAUGGCUUGGUCUAGAGGAUCUGACAAGUGUUAGUAAAACUCCUUUGUCUAUGUUCAAAUUGGUGAAAAGCUGCUGUUCUGACCAGCAGAGCCCUGACCUGUAUAAGUCCAGCAACAGUUACCUAAUUUUUCUCUGUAUUUUGGCACGAAUGAUGAAAGAAGCAAUGGAGAACAACGUAACCCACCCUUGGAAACAAAUUAAAGGAAGAAUUUAUUCCAAGUUCCAUCAGAAAAGAAUGCGAGAGCUGUCAGAGGUGGGGCUGCAGAACUUCUUUAAUCUUUUCCUUGUGUUAGCGGCUGUUGCAGAGACAGAGGACAUUGCAAGUCGGGUGUUGGAUCUCCUGGAUUUUCUCAGCCCAACCUCCAUCAGCACUUCUCAGAGAGCUCUCAUUUGGAAAGGCUACUUUGCCUUCCUUUUGAUGUACAUUGAGAAGAACAUGGACAUCAGCAUUCUAGCUAAGAAACUUUCACAUGCUUUCUGUGAAAAGGCAAAGGAGUUUUUGAUAACCAAGAAUGACCACACACACAAACAAAAUCUAUGGACACCACUCUCCACUUACAUUGAUGGUGUCCAAGAAGUGUUUGAGACCAGCUGCCACUUGAACCUUUCCCAGGAAAAGUUGUUGAACGAUGGAUUUAGUAUGUUGCUCCCGGCUUGUCGAGGAACUGAACUCAACAUGGUCCUAAACUUCCUGCAGGUUGUUCUGUCCAGACUCAAGAGUGUGCACAAACGUGUGAACCAGGGACCUCAGCUAGGGAACACAAGCCCAAACACACAACUUCCAUUAGUGGCUAAAGAGCACCACCUUGCUGUUGCCAGUGCUCUCUGGAGAAAUUUUUUUCCCUUCUUGAAGAGCCAAAGGAUAUCACAGACACUGCCUCCUCCCCAGCUUGCAGAUACAGCUGCAGGUUUUACUCUGUUAGCUUUGGACAUGCCCUGUACAGCUCCAUCAGAUCUCCAGCCACAGCCUGUUUUAGCAAUGAUGCAAUUGUUUGGAUGGGAUGAUAUGGUGUGUCCCCAGCUGGUAUCACGAUAUCUCAGCCAUCUAAUACAAAACAGCGCAUUGUCUGAAACUUUUUCUGGUAUGGGACAUACAUCCUAUGAAGCCUUGUCAGUACGUUCUUGGUUUCGAUGCAUUUUACAAAUGUACAUUGAUCAGCCUACUGGUACAUUGACCAGGACAGAUGUUGAGCGAACAGUUGGGAAAGUUUAUGUGGAGCAGCUGACUGAAAUGACACGGCUGGUUUUUAAACUCUCAGAAGUAGAAAACAUCUUCUCAAAGGCACAUUUGGAUGAGUCAAUCUUCAAGCAAGACCCUAAGAAUGCUCUUGUCCAAUUCAUUAAGGCUGUUGGUGUAACUUACAGCGGCCUUCAGACUGUAGCUGAGAAAUCUGCCAUGGUAACAAAGACUUUGGAAUAUCUUGGUGACGUGGUAAAAUAUGUAAAACCUUAUUUGCAGAAGAAAGGACCUGCUGAAGGCCUGCAGCUCACUUACUCGAUUAUAGGAGGCCUUGUAAAGUCCUGGGCACCAAUACUGGCAACUUCGAAAGCACAACAGCUUUUGUUCCGCAUCAUAGAUAGCUUGCUAUUGCCGCUUGCUGUGUUUCAGCAAGACAAAGAGCUGCCUGCCGUUAUGCUGUCUGCCGUUCGGGAAAAUCUUCCUCUUUAUCUUCAGGUGAUUGACAGAUAGAUGGAUGAAUCAGAAGAAAGAAGCAUUUCCUGGCACAAAGAGUCACUGCUGUUAGUGCACACAGGAAUCUAUUGCCACUCUGCUUAAGUGAGGAGAUGAUGCUGGCAUGCACUUCUCCUCAGGAGACUUUUUUUCUUUCUUUAGAAGAUGCCUGAAAAACAUGACAAAAGUGGAGAAAAAUAAGGCAGCCUUUAUCAACAUUCUCUGUAAUGACUAUCUGCUGUAUAAAGAAGGUCUGUGUGUCUGAAAUGGCUGAGGUCAAACCUCCAGUCCAAAAUGCAGGCAGCUGCAGUGUAGCAAUGUAGGUUAGUCCUCUCCUUCACACGAGAGGGCAGGUUCCCAGCUAACUUCUGACAGGAUCUACCAAAAGAAGAUAGUACCCCUCCUUGUAUUUGCUUCCUAGGCCACUGGUGACAUGAACAUUUCUCCAAGUCACCUUACAGAGCUUUUGCUCAGUCCACUUUGCCACUUAGGAUAUGGAGCUGGCAAAAUACCUCAGUGAAGCCAAAGUCUCUGAUGCUACUGCAUCAACUCUCUAUCUUGGCCUCCAUGGAGAUCUUGCCUUCUCUAAACGCUAUAAGAGCAAGAAGUACUCUUGGUCACCAAACAAAGAGCCCUAUAUUGCACAACAAUUCUGACAUGCCUUUGUGUGCAAAAAAGAAAUCCAAGCUUCUCUCUCAGAAGGUUUGAGGAGGCAGAGGAAAUUUAUUCAUCAUCCUCUUCAGGGUCUGAUGACUCGUCUCUGAGGCACUUUAAAGAAGAGGACAUGAGCCACCUAAUAAGAUCAGUGCCCAAGACUUGACUGAGGAUUCUGCUACUACAGAGAAGUGUUUUUCCUGAUUCUCAUAAAAAGAAAGGUGUUUUCACACUAUUUCCAAUCUAGAAUAAAGGUCUGUGAGACGGAAGAACCGUGCGGGGGAAGUUUAUCACCCAUGAGGCGCUAAACUUCCCUGCCAAAAAGCAUAAUACCCUCCUCUGAGGAGAAAAAUGGUCUGGGGGCCUUUCUAAAAAUAGAUUCCCAUAUUACUGGGUGAUCUACAAAAUCAUGUACGUCUUUUGAAGAGGUAGCUUUAUCUGAUCCAUCAAACAGGAAAAUGGAAGCAUCUUUAGAAAGGUAUUUGAUUCAGGAAUGAAAGGCUUCAGCACAAUUCUGAAUAAAUCUUUUGUCACCAGAGUUCUUUUUGUUUGGGUGUCAAGAUAGAUAGCUCUAUAAAAUAAUUAAAGAAAAAUUAAAAGUAACUUAAAUCGUAUUAUUUUGGCUAAUGAUGACCUAGAAUCAGGGAUGCUACUUCAACUUUGUCAACUUUUUUGUUAAAUUUUUAGCCAGUGGAGUAUGUGUCUGAAUUUCAGAACAAUCGCUUCUGUCCCUGUCAUUCAGUGAAGGCACACUUUUUGGUAUUGUCUUUGUUAGGAUGGCUAAAUAUGUUUAGGAGCAGAAUUACCCAUUUCCUAAGAAUAAGAAAACAUACCAUCAGCCGAGUGGAUUAUUUCGGUCUUUUCACCUGACUGCUCGGAGAAUUUGCCUUGUUUCUCUCGAGCUCUAAUCCUUUAAUAAUAAUGUUGUUGUUGUUGUUAAUACUAUUAUUUCUUUAACCUAUGGAAAGGAGAAGCUGUAAACAAGUGUAUCCUAUACACCCAAGUUAUGUGAUGUUCUUCCUGUCCCUCAGCUCAGCUAGAUGAAUGUCUUUUCUCUCCUGUUUCUAGUGUUGAAGCAUUCAGGAGACUUGCGAGUAGUCUUAGAUUGCAGGUAGCUGUGCUAGUUUUUGGAAUAAAGGAAAUUCAAUAUGGAAUCCCUUAAGUCUUAUUAACGCUGUGCCACAAGAAGUAAUCUUCCAUGUACAUCUAGUGCAGCAUCUCAUCAGAAGAUACAAGACCAUAAUAAAUAAGCUUCAAUAACAACCUGCAUGUAUUUCACACUUAAAACAUUCUUUCAGUGGUGUUUGAGUUAUCCUCAGGCAACAUCUAUCUGUCAGACAGGUCCUUAAGCUCCUUGGUUCUUGAGUUUCUGGAUUUCUCUCUUUCCUGACAAUAGAACCAAAACAUCUAUUCUCCAGAAAAAUAACUCUCAAUUCCAGAAAAUAUUAAGAAGCCUCCCAACUUGUUUGAUCAACGUAUUAGUGUGUGAAUUCCAAGGAAGUUUAUUUUUCUGGUUUCUGAGUGCACUCUUCAUUAUGAUACUUUGUGACAGGAAUAGGGCUUCUUUUUUUCCCUCUGACUCAUCCUUCUUCCUGUCAGUCACCAGUGAAAGGAGGAGGACCUAUUGGGAUGGACCUACUCUCACAGAAACCUAUUAUACGUAGGAGAUUUUUUUUUUCCCCACAGUUACAUGUAUACAUUAAUUUAACUAAACACAUUAUUCAGCUCACUCAUUGGGCAGACAUUUGCUGCCUAGUUUAUUCACUGUGUUUUACAAUGGAUUUUGCUUUUUUGAGUUGGUAAUGUUGUAACCAAAAACAAUCAGGCUCUACAUUGCUACAAUUUGUUUUACAUAUCUCUAAUGAUUUUUCACCUUACUCUGUAAAAUAAACCACCACUAGGAAAGAGGCAGCAAGAAGCAAUAAUGAAUUAUUGCAUAGUCUCUUGAUACCACAAUCAUGAGCUCCUUUAGGGAGCUAACUUUAUUCUGAUAGUUGCCACUGGAAUGACUCUAAUUUCUUUUUGCUGCUUUUAAUUUGUGUGUGUGUGUGUUUGUAUUUUAUGUCCAAAAUUAGAGCUAGUCUAAUUUUUCAUUGGAAAAGAAAUGGCCUUUUUCAAAAGUUGUUACAUUGAAAUUUUUCAUUUUUUGUAUUAAAAAAUAAUAAUAGAGACAUCAUUUACCAUUUUUUGUCUUGGGUUUUGGUAAAUAAUAUUUCAAUAAGUUUUGUUUAAACUCAAUUUUAAAAAAAUAAGUGAAACUCUUUAAAAUAAAAACUUUGAAAUUUC
Molecule: messenger RNA, 6430 nt
Organism: Dermochelys coriacea (leatherback sea turtle)
Lineage: Eukaryota; Metazoa; Chordata; Testudines; Dermochelyidae
Gene: MMS22L
Product: MMS22 like, DNA repair protein
Exons: 21
Coding region: 473-3508 (1011 amino acids)
Biological process (GO): replication fork processing; double-strand break repair via homologous recombination
Cellular component (GO): nuclear replication fork
Source: RefSeq, a predicted model, not a curated record